Messenger RNA from Elephantulus edwardii (Cape elephant shrew), 936 nucleotides. RefSeq names its product olfactory receptor 6C2-like. The record is from RefSeq and is a predicted model, not a curated record. Gene Ontology annotation, biological process: G protein-coupled receptor signaling pathway. The transcript has a single exon. Gene Ontology annotation, cellular component: membrane. NCBI's taxonomy places the organism in Eukaryota, Metazoa, Chordata, Mammalia, Macroscelidea, Macroscelididae. Bases 1 to 936 code for a protein of 311 amino acids. Gene Ontology annotation, molecular function: G protein-coupled receptor activity; olfactory receptor activity.
AUGAAGAACUAUACAACCUUUACAACAUUUAUUCUUCUGGGACUGACAGAAGACACUCGGUUGCAAAUUUUGAUUUUUAUAUUUCUACUGAUCACAUACAUAUUGAGUUUAAUUGGAAACCUAACUAUCAUCUGUCUAACAUUAAUGGAUUCCCACUUAAAGACACCCAUGUACUUUUUUCUCCAAAAUUUCUCCUUAUUAGAAAUAUUGUUCACCUCUUCCUGCAUUCCUAGAUUCCUAUACAGUAUAUCAACAGGUGAUAGAACCAUUACCUUUAAUGCUUGCAUAAGCCAAAUGUUUUUUACAGACUUAUUUAUAGUAACAGAAUUUUUCUUGCUGGCCACCAUGUCCUAUGACCGCUAUGUAGCCAUCUGCAAACCCCUACAUUAUGUGACGAUCAUGAACCAGAGGGUCUGCAAAAGGUUUCUCCUAGGUUGCUGGAUGACUACUUUGUUGAUCAUAUCACCACCCAUUAUCCUGGAACUGAAUCUGGAAUACUGUGAUUCUGUCAUUGAUCACUUUGUUUGUGAUGCUAAUCCGAUUCUAAAAAUAUCAUGCACAGAUACACGGUUCAUAGAGCAGAUGAUUAUUGUCUGCUGUGUGAUAAUCUUUAUCAUGACUCUUAUGUGUGUGGUUUUAUCUUACAUAUAUAUCAUUAAAAGAAUCCUCAGAUUCCCAUCUGCUCAACAGAGGAAAAAGGCCUUUUCUACAUGUUCCUCCCAUUUUAUUGUGGUUUCUAUUACCUAUGGCAGUUGCAUCUUUGUCUACAUCAAACCUUCAGCAAAAAAUGAAAUGUCCAUUAAUAAGGGGGUGACAAUACUAAUUACUUCCAUCUCUCCUAUGCUAAACCCGUUUAUUUAUACUCUAAGGAACAAACAAGUAAUACAAGCCUUUAAUGAUUUCGUUAAAAGAAUUACAUUAUUUACAAAGCAUUAG